GCUUCCUAUUAGGCAUGAUGAAGUACACUGGUUCUCUCUGGGAAAAUGGCAAAGCCAUGUGGGCUUUUAAAAAUACUUAAGUGACCUAUGUUGCUGAAGAAAGAAAGACUCUGUUCUUUUGUUCCUCUGGUUCAAGAGAGCAACAGAGGAUAAUAGGCUGAUUCAUGCAUGCAUGUUCAACACUUGAUGUGUCAUCAUGUGGUGGCUUCUCAUUGGAUGCCUUUCUGCAUACCAUGUGUGAACAACCUCCAUGAAAAAUUAGUGUGGGUUGCCAACUUAAAGAACAGGUGCCCAAGUUUCCUUCCCACCCACUUCCAUUUUCCCCCCUUCUGUGUCGUGUCUUCUAAAUAGGAAGCCUUUUCCUGACUGAAAUGUUGUUAUUCUCACCCUAACCUCCAAGAGCUGAGAAACUUCACAGGUGCCAACACUUACCUUGGGUUUGAUUCCCUUGGGAUGAAGGCCACCGAACACCGUAGUGUCUUUUUGAAAUCUGGCUUUAUUUGCAAAUGUUGACAUUGUGCAUUAGACUGUCUUUUAUUGAUCAUUUUAAUAUUUAACUUUUUUCCCCGUAAACUGUUUCGAGGUUUAAUUACAGUGGUGCCUCGCUUAACGAAUGCCCUGCUUAACGAAAUUUCCGCUUAACGAAAGGAUUUUUCUAGCGGAGGUUGCCUCGCUAGAUGAAUUCGUUUUAUGAAAAAUUGUCUAGCGAAUCGCGGUUUCCCAUAGGAAUGCAUUGAAAUUCAAUUAAUGCGUUCCUAUGAGCAAAAAAAAAUUUCAAAAAAAUUCAAUGCAUUCCUAUGGGAUUCGCUAGACGAAUUUUUCAUUAUAAGAAAAGACCCAUGGAACGAAUUAAAUUCAUCUAGCGAGGUACCACUGUACAAGCAAGCGUUACAAAAAAUCUCUAAAAUAAAAAUAAAUGUGAAGAUCUGAAUUUAAGAUUGGGGGAAAAAUGAGAAACUGAAAUUGACACAAUGCACUCAUUCCUCCUUGGGAUUAGGCAAAUAGUCCCACUCUAUUCUGCAUUGCUCAGAACACACCUGUAGUACUGUGUCCAGUUCUAGGCCCCACAGUUUAAGAAGGAUAUUGACAAGCUGGGAUGUGUCAGAGGAGGGCAACCAAGAUGAUCAUGGGUCUGGAAACCAAGCCUUAUGAGGAAUGGUUGAGGGAGCUGGGUAUGUUUUGCUUGGAGAAGAGGAGACUGAGAAGGGGAUAGGGUAGCCAUCCUCAGAUAUCUGAAGGGCUGACACAUGGAAGAGGGAACAGGCCUGUUUUCUCCUGCUCUGGAGGGUAAGAACCAAACCAAUAGCUUCAAGUUACAAUAAAGAAGAUUCUGACUAAACAUCAGGAAUAAUUUUCUGACAGCAAGAGCUGUUAGGCAGUGGAAUGGUCUCCCUUGGGAGGUGGUGGACUCUCCUUCCUUAGAGAUUUUUAAGCAGAGGUUGGAAGGCCAUCUGCCAUGUAUGAUCUAGCUGAGAUUCCUAAUUGCAGGAUGAUGCUUGGAAUACCUUCCAGUGCCACAGCCAUAUGAUUCUAUGAGCAUCAUCUCAGUCAUGAUGCUGAGAUAAUAACUCCAGGAUCAGAUCUUAAAACCAGCACUAGGGAACCAUCACAGUUUAGAUCUAUUGUGCUUAUGUCUUACUUGUGGGCUUUGGAUUUGCAUCUACACUAGUUGGCUAGACAAGUACUAGAUGAUGCUCUUUUGGUGUUCUCACAGCCACAGGAAGAAGCUACUAUGAUUGUACAUGAUGGGGGGUGGGUUUCUUUCCAUCAACUUUAUUUUAGGAAAUUAAAGCCAAACAUUCAUAGAUUAUGAAAUAUUGGCUACCAAAAGUCAAGGGCAGGAAGUCCUUUUUCUAAGGGUCAGCUAAGGAUUCAACAGAAACAACUCCCUUGCACAGUGGUCUAACAUUGCCUAAUGGUAGGGCUGGCCCUGAAAGCAAAGUUUGCCAAGCUUGCAGUGGUGCUAGGGUCCCACAGUCCAACUGCCAAGAUGCUUGGUUCAAGACUUCCUCCCUCACUGCUCUACAACAUCCAGUAAUUAGUUGCUCACAACACAAGUCAACACGUCGUCGUCCCCCCCCCCCCCAGUUUUCACAUUAUUCAGCAUUAGUACGAAGAAAAGCUCUUGGGAUGAGACAAUUACAAAUAAUUCCUGACUGAAUGGUUUCGAAGAUUCCCCACUUCAUUCCAUGUGAAAUGAAAAGUACAAGGAUAAUGUGGCGUGUCUUGUGUUAAUGCAUUGAGAGUUCUCUUCGCAGGAAACGGGGAAAUCAUUGAAGAUAAGAAAUCACAAUCAUGAAGGUUGCUGAGUCAGGAAAUGUGAAUGGAGCCGCUGUGGAAACAAAAGCAGCAGACUUUUCCACUAAGGUGGAUGAAGGUACCAAGGAACUCAAAGCCAGGACAAAAACCUCAUGCUGCAAAGGGCUGAAGGCCUUCCUUGCUGCCCUGGCAUUCACCUACUUCAGUAAAGUGUUUUCUGGGGCUAUGAUGAAAAGUUCCUUCACCCAAAUGGAAAGGAGGUUCGGCAUCUCUUCCUCUACGGCUGGCUUCAUGGAUGGAGGUUUUGAACUGGGGAAUCUAUUGGUGAUUGCGUUCGUGAGUUACUUUGGGGCAAAAUUCCAUCGGCCAAGGGUGAUUGCUGUUGGAUGUUUUAUCAUGUCCCUUGGGAGUUUUUUAACAGCAAUGCCUCACUUUUUCAUGGGAUAUUAUGAAUACGAGACAUUAUCACGAGGAUCUGAGAACUCGACAUCCAACCUCUCUCCUUGCUUACUGAACCAAACAGUCCCAGAAUCACCUGGGAUGUCUGUGUCGGGCUGUGCAAAAGAAGUUGUAUCUUAUGCGUGGAUUUGUGUCUUGAUGGGGAAUCUACUACGUGGAAUAGGUGAAACACCAAUAACUCCACUGGGCAUAUCAUACCUGGAUGAUUUCUCGAGAGAAGAAGACGCUCCUUUUUAUAUUGGCUGUUUGCACACAAUAGGAAUGAUUGGUCCAAUGGCUGGGUUCCUUUUGGGAUCUCUGUUGGCCAGACUGUAUGUUGACAUUGGCUUCGUGGAUCUAGAUACAGUAACGAUAACUACAACUGAUUCCCGCUGGGUUGGCGCAUGGUGGCUGGGCUUUUUGAUGGCUGGCGUCCUCAAUCUGAUUGCCGGAAUCCCUUUCUGCUUCCUGCCUAAAAGCCUGGACAAAGAAGGAGCGAGCGCUAGUGAAAAGAAAAAACUGGAAAGUCGUGCUGAUGAAAGCCAUAUACAGAAGUCUGAAAGUCAACAGGGAGCUCGCUUCUCAAAACUGAAAGAGUUCUUUAAGUCCCUGAAGAAAACGCUGGGCAACCGAAUGUACUUUAUGUUAUUGUGCUCAUCGUUGCUGCAGUUCAACAGCUUUAUUGGUUACUUAACGUACACCCCAAAAUACAUAGAGCAGCAGUACGGUCAGCCAGCAUCCAGGUCUAACUUUGUAACAGCCGUCACGGCCGUACCAGCAGUCUGCCUUGGUAUGUUCCUAGGAGGUUUCAUCAUGAAAAAAUACAAACUUGGCAUAGUCGCCGCAACCAAAAUGGCAUAUAUACUGUCAUUUCUGGCAUUUGUCAUUUCACUUUUCUACUUAGUAGUGGGCUGUGAGAACCGCACGGUGGCUGGAUUGACAGUAUCUUAUGAUGGGAAAACAGUUGCACGGGGCGCAAAUCCUUUAUCUUCAGCCUGCAACCUGAAUUGCAACUGUGCCACAAACCAGUGGGAUCCGGUCUGUGGAGAAGACGGGAUGACAUAUGUGUCGCCUUGUUUUGCUGGAUGUAAAGCUGUGACGGGAUCCAGGAAAGACACAGUUUUUCAGAAUUGUAGCUGCAUCGAAAAGGGGGAUUCUGCGCUGAGGAAUUCCUCGGCAGUUUUGGGAGAAUGUCCAAGGACUGACAGCUGCUCAAGAAAGUUUAUUUAUUACGCAGUAAUCAAAACAACGAGUUCCUUUUUCUAUGCGCUAGGAGGGACUCCUUAUUACAUGAUCAUGAUUCGGUGCGUAGAUCCAGAAUUGAAGUCACUUGCAGUUGGUGUCUAUAUGCUUGUUUUGAGAGCUUUGGCUGGAAUUCCAGCCCCUGUUUAUUUUGGAGCAGUGAUAGACAGGGCUUGCUUGAAGUGGGCAAGCAGCAGCUGCGGCAAGCGAGGAGCUUGCAUGCUUUAUGAUGCGACUGUGUACAGACAUUAUUUCUUGGGUCUAACAUUUGGCUUAAGAGCUCCAUCCUAUCUGCUGGGCUUUGUCUUCUUCUUGCUCGUAAAGAAACAUUUUGGAGCAAAACAGGCUGAUUCCCCUGAAACCAGGAGGAAAGAAGAUGCUCUGAAUGGGGAAACGAAGCUUAAUGGUGCCGAACCUAUGGCAAGCCUUUCAGAUGCAGAAAUGGACACCUGCAUCUAGCACAAAUGGACCACCACACUGCACUUAGGCAAUCAUGCACAGACCAUUGGAGGGGGGGCAUCUUGACUAUAUCAAAGAUUAAAUUGUCCAACACAGCAGUGCAUUAUUUAAUAGCAUUUGUU
Molecule: messenger RNA, 4520 nt
Organism: Zootoca vivipara (common lizard)
Lineage: Eukaryota; Metazoa; Chordata; Lepidosauria; Squamata; Lacertidae
Source: RefSeq, a predicted model, not a curated record